This is a messenger RNA of Cladocopium goreaui, 1831 nucleotides long. The record is from the annotation of a GenBank genome assembly. NCBI's taxonomy places the organism in Eukaryota, Dinophyceae, Suessiales, Symbiodiniaceae.
UUGGUGAUUCGUGAUCCGCAGUUGCAAACCCAACAGUUCCACUUGCGAUAUGCGCUGAUGAGUGACGUCUGGAUGGACAACCAGCAGGCAAUCCUGUUUGCCGCCAAUGCAUUUCGUGAUGCUUGUGCCGAAGGGCGCUGGGCUGAUGCACGCUGUGCAGCAGUUUCACUGAAAUUUUCAGCCGCACAUGCUUCGGAGGAUUCUGAUGGCAUCAUGGAUUUGGGAAGACAAGAAGGUACGGACUCAGCGAAAAGGUCUGAUGUUCUUUGGUUUGCAGCCUCUUCCGCGAGGUCUGGAUUGUUGAAAAUGUUAGCCGCCUUUUCUGCGCGCGUCGCACGCGGACCUUCUCAAGAGCUGGCAUUGGCAGCCGUGGCUGCCUGCACAGCUAUGUUGCCGGAGGUAUGGCCUGCUGGAGCGGCAGAUGAUCUAUUGAGUAUGUCGGGUGUUCUCAGUUUGCUACUCCGGGCGGCCGCUACUGUGAGUCGCACAAUGCCAGGAAUGGGUGGCUUCGCAACAUUGAGGGCCUGCCGAGCGGCUGCAGAACUUUUGACCGAAUUGUUAGAGGCAUCUGCUCCAGAUUUGAGGCUUUCAUCUGAGGCCGCACUGCUGAGGGACUCGACUCUUGCAGCUCCAAUGCAAUGUCUUUCGGAAGCCUUGCUGAGUGUGCAUCCAGAUCCUCGACUCAACGAGGCUUUCUUGGAGCUGCUUUGGCGUGGACUGCGGCGUGUGGCACCGGGAGCUGCUUUGUCUUCCUUGGCAUCGGCACAUCCUGCCUUGGUCUGUCUGGAAGAGUGUCAGGCCGGCCUAUGCUCCAAGCUCCGGAGUUUAUCUCCAGAUCAAUUGCUGGCAGAUGCCAGGGGGCUUGCCCUGGAGUUAUGCGCAUCGCCACCGGUUGCCUUUACUUUUAUGUCCAAGGGGUGGUACGACGGACAGAUGGGGACAGCUGUAUUUUCGUCUCACUGCAUUGGAUUGCAUCAGGAAGGCGAGUUGGAGCCGUACCUGGAGCUUCCAUGGGAGUGUUGUCAACUUCAUGACUUGCGGCUCAUGCAGGCACAUGAAGGUCUCGGGUUUGAGAACUUCCAGGUGGUCGCGGUGCUGUCGAUGGACCAUGUGCAACUUCUACAACUGGGAUGCAUGUCCGAGGGAGAAGUGCCACCGUCUUCACCAGCACUGGAGCUCCUAUUAGAUGGGUCAUUGGAAGAGGUGCAAGAGACCUUCAAUCACUGUAUGAGUGUCGGCAGAGUCUCCUUCGUCACCGGAUUUGCUCCACGUGCUUUGGAGGAGACUUCGCCGAUUGCUCCGGCCAAGUGUCGAGAGGAUCCUAUCCUGGUGCAGGAGUCACCGAAAGCUUCCACUCCGCUUGGCUUCAAGACAAGGGCCAAAAUCCGUGAGCAGAAAAGCAGAGAACCAGUGGGACCAUUGGCACCCCUUGUGGAAGAGUUGGACGAGUUCCCUGAGAAGCUUCCGAUUGCGAAGAAGUUGGAUACCAGGCCACAGAGAGCAAUUGCUGUAAAGACGGCUGCAAAGCCAGGCAAGCGCAACACAGAUGCGAAGAGAACGGAGCCGCCAAGACCGCCUCAAGAUGCUGUGCAAAGGGUGCUUGAGGAAGCAUCUCGCUUGGCACGAGAGGUGGCCAAUGUGCAGAAGCAAUUCCGUGAGAGCAAGGCGGCAGUAGAUGCCCGUGGAGAUGAGGCCACUGCACUCCUCGAUGACAUUGCCAAGGCUGGCAUUAAGCGCAAUCGAGUGGACUGAGUCGACUGUGCUCGGCUAUGAAUUCAGAAUAGUGACAAGGUAAUUGCGAAACAUUUACAUUGCUCACUACAAACCCGGC